Messenger RNA from Meleagris gallopavo (turkey), 2255 nucleotides. NCBI's taxonomy places the organism in Eukaryota, Metazoa, Chordata, Aves, Galliformes, Phasianidae. The record is from RefSeq and is a predicted model, not a curated record.
UUAGUGUUCCUUAUUCCGCAGAUGACUGCACGUCACUUGGUCACUCGGUUUGUUUAUUUGUCAGGGUCACAACUGCUGCCGCUGUGCCUUUGGGCGAUGUACAGGUGGGUGUGAGCUGCCUUAGCCCAUCCUCCCUCCCUCCACCCAGGCUUUUCAGCUGCACCUCGCUCUGCUAGAGAAGCAGAAGGUCCUUCAGGCAGGGAGCUGCCUGAGCAGGAGAGCAAUGACAAUCUUUGAAAACUGUGUGUUCUUUAUUAAAGUGAAGUACUUACCCAUUCAGAAGAGGAACAGCCUGAAAGCAUGCAUAAAAGAAAAUGGUGGAGUAAUUAAUUUUGUGCUUAAUAACAAAUGUACACAUGUUCUUGUGGAUAAUGCCAAUGUCCUCAGUCGUCAUGAUCUAAAAAUUACUCAGAAAUAUCAGCUGCCUGUUUUAUAUGUAGAUUUUGUUUGGAAAUCAGUUGAAAAUGGGAAGCUUUUAAUAACUGAUACAUUUGAGGUUAAUACAUCACAAGGCAACAUUUCUAACCAAUGGCCAGGUGGACAUGGUUCGGAAGACUUGUCAUCUUCUGAAAAUAAAAUUGCCACAAAUCAAAAUGAAAGCAAUGAUACCAAUCUUACUGUUAGUAGGAGAAAGUGACAAGAGAAUUGAAUUCGAAGUGGGGACUCUCAGAUUUUACAGUGAAAAUGCUCCUUUUUUUCCUCAAGAUUUUGAAGUUGCAAAAUACAAUGUCCUUGAAAAAAUUAAUUCCAAGGGAAGCAAGGAUUUUGUAGUUAUUGAGUUACAUUGUUCUCAAGAACAGUCUGAGUUUCUAUUUCGAUUAUAUGCACACUUCAGUGCUUCAAAUGGAACCAAGAAAAAUAAACAAUUCCUAAUAAAUAAGACUGCUGAAGAAAUAAGAGAAAAUUAUGAUAUUCUUGUUGCAAACCUGAAGAGCCAGGAUUUCCUGCUCAGAGAAACUUUUCCACCAGAAGCAGAAUGUUUAGCUUCUACAGAAUUACAAAAGUUACUUUUAGAAGAAUCCAUCAAUUCAAGUACUGUAUGUCAACAAGUUAGUGAUUUUGUGGAGUUGAUCUGGGCAGAAGCUCUUGGCCACCUGGAUAGUCUACUACUUGAAUCAGUGAACAACAUCAGCCUAAAUGAUGUGAGCAAAGCAGAAGGUAUUUUGCUUCAGGUAAAGAAUGCACUCAAUGAGGGAGCUGAUGAGGCAGCACUGCAAGAGAUGAUGAUGGAAUUCUAUCAACUUAUACGUCACAAAACUGAAAUAGACUAUGAAGUUUCCAAAAGGCUGUUAUCUACAAAACAGGACCUGUGCCAGCUCAUGCGAGACAUGCUUAAUGUACGGGAAACAAGUAUAUCAUGCCCAAACCCAUCAUCUCUGGCCAAGUACCAGGCCCUGAGGUGCAAGAUUGAUGCCAUUGGUCCAAUAAGUGAUGAAUUUCUCAAUGUUGAACGACAAGUGUUGAAAAACAAUUAUAAUGGCUGUUCAGUGAGAAUUUUACAAGUAUAUAGGAUUGGCAGAGUAAGUGAAACAGCAGAAUUUAUGAGCAGUCUUGGAAAUGUUCGAUCUUUAUUCCAUGCAUCAUCUGUAAGGAAUUUCAUGGGAAUUCUUUCCAGAGGACUCCUAAUGCCAAAAGUGGUUGUUGAAGAUCAUGGUGUGGAAAGAACUGACACUGGGAAUCUGGGAAGUGGCAUUUACUUCAGUGAUUCUGUCAGUGCCAGUAUUAAGUAUUCUUCACCCAGUGAAAUGGAUGGAACCCGACUCCUGGCAGUUUGUGAUGUGGCACUUGGAUCCUGCUUAGAUUUGUAUGAACGAGAUUUUUCAUUAACUGCUGCCCCAUCAGGUUACAACAGCGUGCACGGAGUCCGCAAAACAGCAGGCAUCUCUUCAGACUUUGAGGAUGAUGAAUUUGUUGUGUAUAAAACCACACAGGUUAAAAUUAGAUAUGUUGUUAAGUUUUGCCUUGCUGAAGAUGAAAUAAAACUGUUCCAGCCUGGAAUUGGGGUGGAAACUGAGCAAGAUAACACUGAGUUGGAAUCACAGUGUCAUUCACAGAAUGAGAGCUAUGAAUUACCCAGUGCAAAUAUUUCAAAUACAGUGAAAACUGGUCUUCAAGACAGACUGGGAAAUCCCAUUCCUCUGGAAAGUGUUCAUAUCAAGGCAAGGAUAAUAGACUUUGUAGCACAGGUAAAGUAUGCUAUGCAUUGUCUCUUUCCAUGUCAGACCUGAAAAAUUAUUUCAGUUCUUAAAUAGUGU